AUCAUUUACAGACAAAGAAGAUAAGUGAUUGAGAGUGAAAAUGGCGUCGAUGAAGGAAACAGCGGCCAACGUUGCAGCCUCUGCUAAGGCUGGCAUGGACAAGACCAAAGCCAGUGUCCAAGAAAAGGUAGAUAAAAUGUCAACAAGUGACCCGGUGCAGAAACAAAUGGCAACUGAGAAGAAACAGCAUAAAAAAGCAGAGGCGGAACUGAACAAACAGGAGGCGCGUGAGCAUAACGCAGCUGCCAGGCACGUUGAGAAGGCUGGCGGUCAUACUGCUACUGUCGGUGGUGCACCUACUGCUGGCUAUGGAACGCAAACUCAUACCCACACCGGGGGUCCUGGUUACCCUACUGGUGCUGUGCCUUACGGUGGAGAAGUUGACUCAUCUGGGUUAGCCAGGACUGAGCCAACUGGGUUGCCUGGUCACACCACAGGACAUAACCCGCGAGUUUAGUGCACCUUCACCAUCGGGUGGAAUUGUCGGGUCUCGGUUUAGUCUCUGGUCCAGUCAGUGUUUCAAUUUAUGGAAUAUGUCCAUCUGUUUUAAUGUUUUUACUUUUUAGUUUGGAACAGUUUUAUGUAUUUAGUAUUUACUUGAAUAAACUAAAGUGAACAUUUCCGUUUUA
Molecule: messenger RNA, 629 nt
Organism: Mercurialis annua (annual mercury)
Lineage: Eukaryota; Viridiplantae; Streptophyta; Magnoliopsida; Malpighiales; Euphorbiaceae
Product: 11 kDa late embryogenesis abundant protein-like
Exons: 2
Coding region: 41-457 (138 amino acids)
Biological process (GO): embryo development ending in seed dormancy
Source: RefSeq, a predicted model, not a curated record